Molecule: messenger RNA, 5220 nt
Organism: Bubalus bubalis (water buffalo)
Lineage: Eukaryota; Metazoa; Chordata; Mammalia; Artiodactyla; Bovidae
Gene: ACVR2A
Product: activin A receptor type 2A
Exons: 11
Coding region: 144-1685 (513 amino acids)
Biological process (GO): cellular response to growth factor stimulus; activin receptor signaling pathway; protein phosphorylation
Cellular component (GO): plasma membrane; activin receptor complex
Molecular function (GO): ATP binding; activin receptor activity; activin binding
Source: RefSeq, a predicted model, not a curated record
CCCCGUGAACGUUUUUUUGGUCGGGGCUUCCGAAUAUGUUUUAUGACGGUUGAUUUUACACCAGGAGGUUUGUCUCCGAGGAAGACCCAGGGAACUGGAUAUUUAGCGAGAACUUCCUACGGCUUCCCCUGCGUCUCGGGAAAAUGGGAGCUGCUGCAAAGUUGGCGUUUGCCGUCUUUCUUAUCUCUUGUUCUUCAGGUGCUAUACUUGGUAGAUCAGAAACUCAGGAGUGUAUUUUCUAUAAUGCUAAUUGGGAAAGAGAUAGAACGAAUCGCACUGGUGUUGAAUCCUGUUACGGUGACAAAGAUAAACGGCGGCAUUGUUUUGCUACAUGGAAGAAUAUUUCUGGUUCCAUUGAAAUAGUGAAGCAAGGUUGUUGGCUGGAUGAUAUCAACUGCUAUGACAGGACUGAUUGUAUAGAAAAAAAAGAUAGCCCUGAAGUAUAUUUUUGUUGCUGUGAGGGCAAUAUGUGUAACGAAAGGUUUUCUUAUUUUCCGGAGAUGGAGGUCACACAGCCUACAUCGAAUCCAGUAACACCUAAGCCUCCCUAUUACAACAUCUUGCUCUAUUCUUUGGUGCCACUUAUGUUAAUUGCGGGGAUUGUCAUUUGUGCAUUUUGGGUGUACAGGCAUCAUAAGAUGGCUUACCCUCCUGUGCUCGUUCCAACUCAAGACCCAGGACCACCCCCACCUUCUCCAUUACUAGGUUUGAAGCCAUUACAGUUACUAGAAGUGAAAGCAAGAGGAAGAUUUGGUUGUGUGUGGAAAGCCCAGUUACUCAAUGAAUAUGUGGCUGUGAAAAUAUUUCCAAUACAGGAUAAACAGUCAUGGCAGAAUGAAUAUGAAGUCUAUAGUUUGCCUGGAAUGAAGCAUGAGAACAUACUGCAGUUCAUUGGUGCAGAGAAACGAGGCACCAGUGUUGAUGUGGAUCUUUGGCUAAUCACAGCAUUUCAUGAAAAGGGUUCACUAUCAGACUUUCUUAAGGCUAAUGUGGUCUCUUGGAAUGAAUUGUGUCAUAUUGCAGAAACCAUGGCUAGAGGAUUGGCAUAUUUACAUGAGGAUAUACCUGGCCUAAAAGAUGGCCACAAACCCGCCAUAUCUCACAGGGACAUCAAAAGUAAAAAUGUGUUGUUGAAAAACAAUCUGACAGCCUGCAUUGCUGACUUUGGGUUGGCGCUAAAGUUUGAGGCUGGCAAGUCUGCAGGUGAUACCCAUGGACAGGUGGGUACCCGAAGGUAUAUGGCUCCAGAGGUGUUAGAGGGUGCUAUCAACUUCCAAAGGGAUGCAUUUUUGAGGAUAGAUAUGUACGCCAUGGGAUUAGUCCUGUGGGAACUGGCUUCUCGCUGUACUGCUGCAGAUGGACCUGUAGAUGAAUACAUGCUGCCAUUUGAGGAAGAAAUUGGCCAGCAUCCCUCUCUUGAAGACAUGCAGGAAGUUGUUGUGCAUAAAAAAAAGAGGCCUGUUUUAAGAGAUUAUUGGCAGAAACAUGCUGGAAUGGCAAUGCUCUGUGAAACGAUAGAAGAAUGUUGGGAUCACGAUGCAGAAGCCAGGUUAUCAGCUGGAUGUGUAGGUGAAAGAAUUACUCAGAUGCAAAGACUAACAAAUAUCAUUACCACAGAGGACAUUGUAACAGUGGUCACGAUGGUGACAAAUGUUGACUUUCCUCCCAAAGAAUCUAGUCUAUGAUGGUUGCACCAUGUGUACACACUGAGAAACAGGACUCUCAACUGGAGCUGCUAAUGAAACUGCUUGCAGUUUAUUUUCUGUGUGAAAUGAGUAGGAUGUGUCCUAGACGUCUCAGAAAGAAGACCCUCAUUUCAGACGGUGGCUCUGGGAGACUUACGGCAUUGCCUGUAGCAGAGACAUACAUGAAGGACACGCGACUAAGAGAAAAGUUGUAAACUCUAUAAAGAAACUUUUGAAAAAAUGUACAUGAAGAAUGUGGCCCUCUCCAAAUCAAGGAUCUUUUUGGACCUGGCUAAUCAUGUGUUUGAAAACUGACAUCAGAUUUCUUAAUGUCUGUCUGAAGACACUAAUUCCUUAAAUGAACUACUGCUAUUUUUUUUUUUAAAUCAAAAACUUUUCAUUUCAGAUUUUAAAAGGGUAACUUGUUUCUAUUGCGUUUGCUGUUGUUUCUAUAAAUGACUAUUGUAAUGCCAAUAUGACACAGCUUGUGAAUGUUCAGUGUGCUGCUCUUCUGUGUACAUAAACCGUCAUCCAAGUGGGGUACAGGAAAGAGGCUUCCAAGCAUUACUUUAACCUCCCUCAACAAGGUAUACCUCAGUUCCACGGUUGCUAAAUUAUAAAAUUGAAAACACUAACAAAAUUUCAAUAAUAAAUUGACCCAUGUUUUGUAACAAGGUAUUACAAAUUCACUGUGUUAUUUAAGAAAAAAGGUAAGCUAUGCUUAGUGCCAACAGUAAGUGGCCAUUUGUAAAGCAGUGUUUUAGCUUUUCUUGUGCUAGCUUGUGAUUUAAGGAAAAAAAAGUGCUGUUUUUUGAAAUGAAAAAAUGGUGUAUUUCCCCCCUUUCUCCCAUGUUUAAAAAAAACUUCAUCUUAUAUCAAGUUCCCAAAAUAUUGCAUACUUAGCUACAUACUUUUUUAGGUGUGCUGUGCUUGGGGACUAUUUGAAAAUUUAAAGCAUGAUUUAAAAUUUUUUAAGUGAGCUGUAACACUGGAAAGCUCUUCAUUUUUAUUCUUUAAAAAUAGAUUUUUUUUUUCCUAUUUAUAUAUGUAAAAUUGUAGUGUAUUUCUUUCCACCAAACAGUGUGUGGGACAUUCUUGAUCACUGUUUUAGAAUCACCUCAGGAAGUGUCAUUACCCAGAAUUCCUCACUCUCUGCUUUGAGACUUGUAACUUUAUUACUAUAUUUCUGCUUGGUGCCAUCUUGUCAGAGUAAUAUUUGAUGUCUGUGAUAUGUCAAGAAUUAUCCUAGGAUAGAGAUUUAAACUUUUAAGCACAGAUUUCAGAUGUUACUGCUUUAAAACAAAUCAGGGAUAACAAGUUAAAACUUAAAAUAUGCAAUGACAUUUAGAGGUAACCAAUGUUGAUAUAGGUAACAUAGCUUAGCCUCCUUCCACAAAUUGCUUUUACAACUAACUGAUAUUAAUUUAGGAUAGUUCAUGCCUUAUCCUUGAUGAGAAAAUGGAACUGAUAAGUAGGUGCCAAAGUGCUUUUCAAAACAAUAUUACAUUAGAAUAUAAUUGGAUUCCUCCUCAAAUUUACAGGCCAAAGCAAAACAUUAAUUAGAUUACUGACCAACAAAUAGUCAGUAUUAUGCUAUGUACUUUUGUCAGGUCAUUUAAAAAUCCAUGUUAAUUUUAUAAAAGAAUUUUUUGUGUGUCACUAUCAGGAGCUCACUGUGAAUGUGUUAUCUUCAAAUGGCUAUUUAACCACACAGUACACUACAUUUUACAUAAAACAUGCACUUAAUCUCUGGGAAUAAAUUAUAUUAUUUAUAAAUAAUACACAGGUCAACAGACUCUAAGCAGGAGGGAAAGGAGGGUAACAGCACUGUCGUCUGUGUGCCACGCACCACACAGAGAAUUGUGCUCUUGGUCACAUCAUGUACCCGAGGCUUUGUUGUAUUUCUAAGAAUUCCCAUUUCAGUGUUGAGUUUACCUUUAUUUCAAAAAGUACUUGGCUUCUCAAUUUCUUGGUUUUGCUUCUACCUGGAAACUAAUCAAGAAGGGAAAAUAAUGAGAAUGUUCAUACAUGAAAAUUGUUCAUCUCUUGAAGACUGACUUCUACCUGUUCUGAAUAUUUAAUCCUGUUUUUAAAAGUUUAAAAAAAAAGUCAAAGGAAAACAAGGAGUAUUAUGAUGAAUGUUUGGCUUAUGUGAACACUUAAAAGAGUUACAUUUAUAAGACCAGUUAUUCACAAAAUAAAGUUUUCUCUUCAUGUUAGAAAAUGUUUUUAGAAAUCCUGGGUAUUGUACUUAACUCUAGCUAACCAAUUUUACAAUAAAACCUGUAUCCUUUUGAGAACUACAUUGGUAGAAAAAUAAUUUUUAUAAGCAGUAAAAUAAGAAUGUUCCAGUGACUACCUGUCCUGUACCUAGUCUUGUUAAAACUUUCUUUUGCAGGGCAUUUUCACGUUUGGUUUACAGUCAGUGUAGAGUGGGCAAAUUAAUAAAAAGUUUGAGCUUAGGGAUACUGAAAAAAAGAAAGAUCAAAGAAAGAAAAAUGAUUUGUUUGGGGGUAAACAGACCCCAAUCAUUUUUUCCUCAUGUGUAUGGUGCUCCUUAUGAUUCGUCUUGUCUUUUGCCUUUAUGACACACAUCAGAACUGCUGCUCUAACUUACACUCUUGACCUUGCCCAGAUCUCCGUGUAAGGAAUGCUUUAUGAUCAACUGCCAUAGGACUGAUGGACUAGUCCAAACUGAUGGACUGUUUGGCUGUAUUCGAAGUCUAUGCCCUGCACCGCUCUUGUAUGUAUUUUAGAUGCUAGGCAGUUUUCAGCAUGUGACGUGUGAUUCUUGUUUGAAUGUUUAUUACAGGUACCUUGUGAAUUCCAGAACAGAGACUGUGCCUCACAGUUGUUGGUCCCAUGAACUUGCACUGUCCUUCAUGGUGAUGUUUUGAAAAUACAAUCAGAAAGAAAAAAGUUUAGAACUUAAAGAUGAAUCAUAAAUCAUGAAGCUCUUCUUCCCCCGUCCUUACUCCUAGGUAGUAUAACAGCUACAUUUAAGUAAAAUGCAGGUAGGAGGGGAAAAAAUCCUGGAUCGUUUAGUGGAAAAAACUGAUUAACUUUAAAAAAGAUGCUUUGCCACAGAUAUUUUCCAGUUUCUCUUUUUUACCUUUUUAAAAUAUUACUUUUUAGGAACAUUUGGUAUAAUGUGCAUAAAAUUAUUUACUGAUUUAUGGGCAAAAUGAUACAAGUAGCAUCUUGAUUGAACAUCAUUUACCUCAGAUAUUCAACCAGCAGUACAUUUUUUAUGCAGUCUCAACCCAUAUCCUAUUUGUUACCUCUCAAAAUAUUGGUAAACAAUUAUUUUAAGCUUUACUCUGUAUUUCUUGUCAGUGUUUUGGGCACAGGUUGUUGUACUACUGUCAAAUUGUACUUGCUAUUUUUUCUGCAAGUAUUUAACAAAAAGUCAAAAAAAGAAAAAAAAAAAGUCCCAUAAAACCCCACCUUGGGUAAGUGAUUGUUAAAUAUUGUACAAAUAAAAUGUAUGCUAUCCCCAUUCCAUUCCCAAGUUAAAUAAAAAAAAUAAACAUGG